UGCUCGAUUCAAGCAAGGAGUGACUCCGGCACUCAGACGGAAACAGACAAAGGCGAGGGGAGAGACGGCGUGCCGCUAUCCUGCAGCAUCGACUCACACUCACAUCCACUCCCCCACACACUCCGCAAUCAGCGACGCAGACUCUCUGGAGCUGGUCACCACCCCAACACAUCUGUCACAACCACCAUAACUUUCAGUCAUCAUGGAGCUAGACUUUGGACAUUUUGACGAGCGAGACAAGGCCUCUCGUACCCCACGGGGCGGGCGUAUGAAUGGACUCCCCAGCCCUACUCACAGCGCCCACUGCAGCUUCUACCGCACACGCACUCUGCAGGCCCUCACCAAUGAGAAGAAAGCCAAAAAGGUGCGCUUCUACCGCAACGGAGACCGCUUCUUCAAAGGCAUCGUGUACGCGGUAGCCAACGACCGAUUCCGCACCUUUGAUGCUCUCCUGGCCGACUUGACGCGCUCGCUGUCCGACCACAUCAAUUUGCCACAGGGUGUGCGUUUCAUCUUCACUAUUGAUGGUGCACGCAAGAUCACAACCUUGGAUGACCUAGAGGAAGGGGAAAGCUAUGUUUGCGCAUCAGAGAACUUCUACAAGAAAGUUGACUACACAAAGAACGUCAACCCCAACUGGUCUGUGAAUGUAAAGGCCUCAGCAAGCCAGAAGAACAUGCAGUCCUUAGCUGCCAAGGCUGCCGGUGAGUCCAGGGAGACCAAGGACUUUAUUCGACCCAAGCUCGUAACGGUGAUGCGUAGCGGCGUGAAGCCACGCAAAGCCGUCCGCUUCCUGCUCAACAAGAAGACCGCACACUCCUUCGAGCAGGUGCUCACUGACAUCACGGAGGCCAUUAAACUGGAGAGUGGCGUGGUUAAGAGGAUCUACACUCUGGAUGGCAAGCAGGUCACCUGCCUUCAAGAUUUCUUUGGCGAUGAUGACGUCUUCAUUGCAUGCGGACCAGAGAAAUUCCGCUACGCCCAGGACGACUUCUCCUUGGAUGAGAAUGAAUGCAGAGUGAUGAAGGGACCCAAAGCUCAGCGAGGUUCAGCCAAGAGUCCUGGUCCAAUCAAGCGCAGCAAGUCUCCUGCUGAAUCGACCAACGGGACGGGCUCCAGCAGCCAGCUGUCCACCCCGAUUUCCAAGCAUUCCCCCACCUCCACCCCUACCAGUCCAGGCCUCAACAACAAGCAGAAGGAUCUCUACCUGCCCCUAUCUCUGGAUGAUGAUGAUUCUCUUGGUGAAUCAAUGUAGACUCCUGGCUCCUGCUGCCACCCUCCCCUCCAGUUUUGUUUUUUUUUCUUUGGGAUCAGAUACACAGAAGUUUUAUACCUCUGCUGCUUUCCACCUUCACUCACAGUGCCACCUGUUUAGCAUAACCCACUCUGUCUCUUUUUUAAAGGCCUUAGCCAACAGGGCUACGACACCAUUUGCUGCUUGAGAAUGGCACAAACAGAACAGAGAAAUCAUUUCUUGUCACAAUCAGCUCACUUUUUCCAGGUUUGUGUUUUUUAUGUGGGAUGGGCACUGUUUCUCAAAGGUUCUCACAGAUCACUGUCAUACAGAUUUCAGUGUUGAAGGAAAAAAAAAAAUCAUUUU
Messenger RNA from Oreochromis aureus, 1600 nucleotides. RefSeq names its product neuronal migration protein doublecortin. The transcript has 7 exons. Lineage: Eukaryota; Metazoa; Chordata; Actinopteri; Cichliformes; Cichlidae. The record is from RefSeq and is a predicted model, not a curated record. Gene Ontology annotation, biological process: photoreceptor cell development; intracellular signal transduction; axoneme assembly. Gene Ontology annotation, cellular component: axoneme. Bases 203 to 1255 code for a protein of 350 amino acids.